Messenger RNA from Ambispora gerdemannii, 663 nucleotides. Lineage: Eukaryota; Fungi; Glomeromycota; Glomeromycetes; Archaeosporales; Ambisporaceae. The record is from the annotation of a GenBank genome assembly.
AUGUCUCAUUUUGGAAUGGAAAACGACGCAAUUAUUAGUAUUAAAGUAAGACAUUUGACGAAUGUUGGCGAGGCAAUUGCUCGUAAACUACCCAUACAUAGGAAUAUUGGGUUAGAGGAUUUGGAACUCAAGAUUCGAGAACGUUUCGAAAUCUCAAAUGAAAAGAAAAUUCAACUUUGUUACACAGAAGAACAAGACCGCGUUAUCAUUUCUUAUGACGAUGAGCUUUAUCUUUCGUUACAGGGUGAGAAGACGCCCACGUUUGAUUUGAUGAUCAAGUCAAAGGUUAUUGGAAAUACUUUUCUAUAUCCUCAACCGUUGAAAGGAAGUCCGGGGGAAUUAAUCGAUGUUUGGAUUGCAUCAGAAUAUCUUACGAUUGAUCACGCACUCAACGAAGCAACAAAAGCAUGGGGAACACAUAUUUACACUGAUGACUCGGAUCUUGUGAAAGUACUUCUCCAUUCUGAAAAAAUAUUGCUAGAUGAACUACCGCCAAGAUAUAAUGUGGUAGUAACUGUUAGGCUCCUUCCCGGAUGCAUAAAAUACAUUGGAUCAGCAUGUCAUGGCAUUAUCACGAACGAUUAUCCAGCUUACGGGACUAGUAUUGUGAUUGAAGGUGUACGAACAGUUCCUUUAGUUCCGGAAAAGAAUAAUUAUUUGUGA